Corylus avellana is the source of this 2420-nucleotide messenger RNA. Its product is annotated as basic helix-loop-helix (bHLH) DNA-binding superfamily protein. Gene Ontology annotation, biological process: regulation of DNA-templated transcription. Gene Ontology annotation, cellular component: nucleus. Gene Ontology annotation, molecular function: DNA-binding transcription factor activity; protein dimerization activity. The record is from RefSeq and is a predicted model, not a curated record. Lineage: Eukaryota; Viridiplantae; Streptophyta; Magnoliopsida; Fagales; Betulaceae.
UCCAUCGCCAUACAACCAAUCCCCUUCCCCCCUCUCUCUCUUCUCGCUCUGCCUGAGCUUUUCUUCACCAAACAUAUUCUCCUUUCCCACCCAACACGUCCCAUUUCAGCUCAAAUGCAAUCAUAUUGAACCCACAUUCAAUCAUUCCAACCUCUCCUCUGCUUCUCUUUGCCACACCACCUUGCCUUUUUUUUCUUUUUUUUUUCAAGAAAAAGAAGCCCAAAACUUUCAACAAGUUGUGGUGACCUUUUAUUGCUAAAUCAUCAUCAAGUUUCAACAUAUCCCAAUUAGCACAAACUGCAUCUUUUUUUUUUUGUGUGUGUGUGCCUGUUUUGACUGUUUCUCCAUGGAGCAUGAGUUUUUUCUGAAUGCUGGAAUGCCCACUUGGCACUCUCUUUCAUCGGCCAUGGACAUUCAAGGGACCGACCAAUCUUCGGAUUGCUUGUUGAAUCCCAGCUGGGAAACGUCGGCGGAUCACGGUGUUCACUUCGAUUCAGCCCUGAGUUCAAUGGUGUCGUCGCCUGCAGCAUCAAACACCAACGUGCCUAACGACAGUUUUGUGAUCAGGGAGUUGAUAGGAAAGCUGGGAAACAUUGGUAACUCCGGUGAGAUCUCGCCGCAUUCUGGGCCCUUGUUGGGAAAUGCUACGAUUGCAGCAGCAACUUCUUACAACAGUGCCAACACUUCUGCUUACACCACUCCUUUGAAUUCUCCUCCUAAGCUAGGCGUGACCAUGAUCAAACACUUGGUGAACGAAAAAAGCUCACCCAAUUCGGGAAAACCAAUGCCUUUGAAUUCCAGUGUGGCAGAGUUCUCUGCUGACCCUGGAUUUGCUGAGAGGGCUGCCAGGUUCUCCCGCUUUGGCAGCAGGAGCUUCAAUGGUCGGACAACCCAAUUCGUCCCGAACAACGCUGAAGUCCCUUAUAAAUCCAAUCUCUUACACCGAGUUGCGAGUAGUCCUUCUCUGAAAGCAGUCGGAUCUCAAAUGGGUGCCCAGGAAAGCAACAAUUCUCCUGAACUGGCAAAUUCUCAAGAGGAAUCCACUGUCUCGGAACAAAUUCCCAACGGGGAGACAGGGUUAAAGGGUACCCACGAUUCGAAUUCCAGGAAAAGAAAAGCAGCUUCCAAGGGAAAAGCAAAGGAGCCUGCAUUAUCCCCAUUUGCAAAUGCUACAAAGGUUGCUGAAGCUAAUGAUAAUUCGAAUGCAAAGCGAUGCAAGCCCAGCGAGCCUGAUGGAAAUGAAAAUGGCCCUGUUAAAGCAGAGGAAACCAGAGGAAGUGCAGGGGAAGAGCAAGAUGCCAAGACUAACAACACAAAGCCUCCGGAGGCUCCUAAGGACUAUAUUCAUGUAAGAGCCAGAAGGGGUCAGGCUACUGACAGCCACAGUCUCGCUGAAAGAGUCCGAAGAGAGAAGAUCAGCGAAAGGAUGAAGCUUCUCCAAGAUCUUGUACCCGGUUGCAAUAAGGUCACCGGAAAAGCACUGAUGCUCGACGAAAUUAUCAACUACGUCCAGUCGUUGCAACGUCAAGUUGAGUUCCUCUCCAUGAAAUUGGCUUCUGUCAACACCAGGCUGGAUUUCAACUUGGAUAAUCUAAUCCACAAAGAUAUAUUUCAAUCAAACAACCUUUUGCAGCAUCCAAUAUUCCCAUUAGAUUCCUCGGCAUCAGCUUUUUAUGGUCAUCAGCCCCAGCAAAAUGAAGCACUGAAUGCCAAUAUUUCUAAUGGGACAGUGACCCAAUCCUCUGUGGACCCAUUGCAAUUGCCUCCACUCAAUGGAUUUAGCGACACUGUUUCUCAAUAUACAAUGUUCGGUGAAGAUGACCUGCAAACCAUUGUACAAAUGGGUUUUGGUAACCGGGAAACAGCAUUGCAGCCACAAAGCUUCCAUGGUGAGGAAAAAAUAAUGAGGAAAUCAGUUUUCCUUUGAAAGUUAGUCCAACCCACAAAAUUGUGAUCCAUGAUAAGCAUUCUUAUCAUGCAGGCGCACAUAUGAAAGUUGAGCUCUGAUUUCACUCAUCAAUUCAAGGCCACCCAGAGGGAAAACAGAGGCUUCUGUAUAUACAAGAGAUUUACUCCAAGCCAUUCAUCCUUAGGUCUAAUGAAGUGAACUUUUUUUUUCUUUUUUCUCUUGUCAAUGUGAUUUUGUUGUCUAAUUUUUUUUUAGGGUUCUUUUAAAUUAAAAAAAGAAGAAGAAGAAGAAGAAGAAUCCAGUGUAAAAUCCCAGAUCAGUUCUGUCUUCUGGUGCAAAAGUCUUAACAGCACCACAUGUAAGAUAACAAUUACAGUGCUAAUUAGUGAAGAGUUUUUUCCUACAGCUUUGUUGGCCAUUUUGUCUUACAGACAUUUAUUAUACCAACAGUGUAAGAAAUUUGGUGAUUAUUCUAAUUAAAUUAUAUUUGGGUCAUGUCAAUUUCAUACUA